This is a messenger RNA of Menidia menidia (Atlantic silverside), 2031 nucleotides long. Lineage: Eukaryota; Metazoa; Chordata; Actinopteri; Atheriniformes; Atherinopsidae. The record is from the annotation of a GenBank genome assembly.
AUUAUCUGCCUGCAGGACUUCUUUGGCGAGGACGAUGUGUUCAUAGCAUGUGGGCCAGAGAAGUACCGUUAUGCACAGGAUGACUUUGUGUUGGAUCACAGUGAAUGCAGAGUGUUAAAGACAUCGUACAGUCGCUCUGCCACCCCAAACCGGACCGCUAAGAGCCCCAGGACUUCUCGACGCAGCAAAUCUCCGGGUGCAGCGAGGCGGCCUGUCCACUACUCCACCAGUCAGUCUCCAGUCAAAUCCCCAGUGAAUGGCAUCUCAGCUCCCAAGUCCACCAAGUCCUCCACUCCGUCUCCUACCAGCCCCCAAACUAUUAGUCUGAAGAUCCCGUCAUCAAAUCCCAUCUUCUCGCUGAACGGGUCCCUGAAUAACCACCAGGAACAAACCCAUGAGCUGAGUCCAGAGGUUAACGGGAACCAGUUCUUGCCGUCGUCAAGCAUCUUAGAAAAAUACAAGAUUGGCAAAGUCAUCGGAGAUGGGAACUUUGCUGUCGUCAAGGAGUGUGUGGAGAGGUCCACGGGGAAGGAGUUCGCUCUCAAGAUCAUCGACAAGGCCAAAUGCUGCGGAAAGGAGCACCUCAUAGAGAAUGAAGUGGCUGUGCUGCGGAAGGUCAAACACCCCAACAUCAUCAUGUUGAUAGAGGAGCUGGACUCUCCGUCUGAACUGUGUCUCGUCAUGGAGCUCAUCAAGGGAGGGGAUCUAUUUGACGCCAUCACGUCGUCCGCCAAGUACACAGAGAGAGAUGCCGGCGUCAUGGUCUAUAAUCUUGCCGGGGCUCUGAAGUAUCUGCACAGCAUGAGCAUCGUCCACAGAGACAUCAAACCAGAAAACCUGCUGGUGUUUGAGUAUCCAGAUGGCACCAAGUCGCUGAAACUGGGAGACUUCGGCCUGGCAACAGUGGUGCAGGGACCGCUGUACACCGUGUGUGGCACUCCCACAUAUGUGGCUCCUGAAAUCAUUGCCGAGUCGGGCUAUGGUGUAAAAGUGGAUAUCUGGGCUGCAGGUGUGAUCACCUACAUUCUCCUGUGUGGUUUCCCCCCGUUUAGAAGUGAAAAUAACCAUCAAGAGGAGCUGUUUGAUCAAAUCCUUCUUGGUCAGCUGGAGUUUCCAACUCCUUACUGGGACAACAUCACAGACUCAGCUAAGGAGCUGAUCGGAAAGAUGCUGCUGGUGGACUCAGAGGCUCGAUACACGGCGCAAGAUGUCCUGUCACACCCAUGGGUCACGGACGACGCAGUCACGGAGAACAAUAUGAAGGCGGAGGUGACAGGUAAACUGAAGACACACUUCAGCACGGAACCAAAGCGCAGCAAAACGCCGGCCGGAGUGUCGGUCAUCGUGAACACAGCUCUAGAUAAGGAGCCCCUUCAGCUCAUCGCCCGUCGUCAUCGUUCAGAACAACAGACAGUGCCAAGUCCUCAAGGAAAGAAAGUCCAGUCCGCUCUCCAGGACGAACCACCUUCUCCAACCAAAGAGGCGUCGCCUCCUCCUUUCCUAAAAUCCACUGAGACUGUUUCAGCCGAGGCCGCCCAGAGCACAGAGACCACCUCUGACCCCCCCGCCCUGACCAACAUGCCAGCAGUCGCUGAGCUCCAGCAGCCUCCAUCAGCUCCUCUAAGUUUGCUGGAGUUCUCCGCUGAUACCCCCCCCAUCUCCUCCCCACCGGACACAGAGAUGCCUCCAUCUCUUUUUCCUGAUCCGUGCUCACCUCUGGAGCCUCGUCCCCCCUCUGACUGUCCUCUCUCCACCUGCACGGCCUCCUCUUCACCAGUGUCCUGUCCUUCUCCUUUAUCUCCCACCAAAUCCAAUCUAAACCACUCUCCCCCCGCCGAGCAGGCCUCCCCGUUCCCCGUCUCCCCCCUCCAACCCGCCGUACUCUUCCCUCUCUCUUCCCCAGGAAAGCAAGAGCUGCCUUCCCCUUCUCCCGUCCAUCCAACCCUUUUCCCCUCUCCCCCCUCCACCCCUCCGGCCGGCCCUCCUUCUCCCAGCCAUCUGCUAGCUGAAGAACUUGAGGAGGAAUUCUGA